Messenger RNA from Erigeron canadensis, 1160 nucleotides. RefSeq lists its product as uncharacterized. The record is from RefSeq and is a predicted model, not a curated record. The coding region runs from base 295 to 933 and encodes 212 amino acids. NCBI's taxonomy places the organism in Eukaryota, Viridiplantae, Streptophyta, Magnoliopsida, Asterales, Asteraceae. The transcript has 4 exons.
CCAAACUUCCAAACGGUGUUUCAUGUAUCCACGAAACACCAACCACAUAAUACAUCUAAAUGAACCCGGCGCACAAUAUCAUUGACAUACGCAAUCCCACUAACAUACGCCGGCAUUCCCGUUACGACAAAUCCUCCCGUCUCACUCUUCACUGCCAUUUGCUAACUUCCUCUCUCUAGACUCGCUCAAAAACUAUUUUAUUAUCAUUAUUUUUUUUAAUAUAUAUAUAUAUAUAUAUUGGAACUCACUUUUAGUGAAUUUGAAUCCCUCAUUUUCUCAAAUUAAAUAAUAAAAAUGGCGUCAAUUCAGAUACUGAAAUCCGGUUUACAUCCAUUUAUAGCUUCACAAUCUUCUUCAAAGUCAAACUGUUACCAUAGCAGAAGCAGAAUUGUUAAGUUUAAGCCGAAGUUUUCGGUUGAUAGAACGUUUUCGGUUUCGUGUAAGGCUCAAGAUACCGAUGAUAAUAAUGAUAGCAAAGGUGAGGAGCCUACCGAGUCUUUAUUUAUGAAAGAACUAAAGAGGCGUGGCAUGACACCCACUUCAUUAUUAGAGGAAAGUUGGAGCACAUUGAAAGACGAGAAUAUUACAUAUAAGGAAGAAGAUGGAGGUUUUUCAAAUAGAAAUGUUGUAUCGACAGAUCUUGAGAAAAGCCUGUCUAAUCAAAGGGAGCGAUCUAUGGCUUUGAACAGUGAGGGCCUGGAGGGUUUGAUUCCACGUGCUAAAGUCUUGCUAACCCUUGGAGGAACAUACUUCUUGGCCUUUUGGCCACUAAUCCUUGUAACAGUGGCAUCCUUCUCUGCUGUUUACAUUUACUUUGGACCUAAAUUUGUCCAUGAUGCUACCACAAGACAAGUAUACCUACCCCAAUAUGUUGAUCCAUAUGCACUUCUUGAAGACCAAAGGAUCUCUGAAACUGCACCAAGGCUAAAUUAAUGGUACAAGUCCCCAUAAUCCAUAUACAUCUUAAAAACAUCAAUAGCUAGACUUUCAUCAUUACAUUUCUGCCAAAUGCCCCUGAAGUUCUGUAAAUGUAACCAAGAACUCUCGUCAUACUUAUAACGAGAUUUCUUUCAUACAGACACUUGUAAAUACAGAUUCCUACUUGUACAAUGAAAGUUACCGCUAGUAACUUAUGUUAAACUCCCUUUUUUUGCUAUUCA